Molecule: messenger RNA, 1362 nt
Organism: Saccharomyces eubayanus
Lineage: Eukaryota; Fungi; Ascomycota; Saccharomycetes; Saccharomycetales; Saccharomycetaceae
Product: gag protein
Exons: 1
Coding region: 1-1362 (453 amino acids)
Cellular component (GO): cytoplasm
Molecular function (GO): RNA binding
Source: RefSeq, a predicted model, not a curated record
AUGGAAUCCCAAAGAUCAUCAUACAAUUUAAAUGGUUAUUAUGGUAACGCUCGUGCUUCGGUUACUUCUAAGGAAGUCCAAAACAAUCCAGAUCCGUUAGACACUCCAGCUUCCACAAUUCCUGAUUCUGAUAAGGAUUCCACUAAUGUUAACCCACAUUCAUCGGCAACACCUGAUACAUCAGCUGUGCCAGGGAAUCAUCAUCAUGCAUCUCCUCAUUUUACUCCAGUGCCAUUCCCACAUUACGUGCCGUACUCGCAGUAUUACAUGAUGCCCCCCAAUCACGCCACCGCCUCAGGCUGGCAAUAUUAUGGACACCCAUCUAUGAUGCCGUAUCCACCUUAUCCAACACCGUCUGUGUACUUUCCAUCAGACGCCCCAACACUAUUACCACAUUCUCCAUCAUCAUUGCGCUCACCUUUGAGUGAAAAAUUACCUGAGUCUGACAAAAAAUUACCUGAGUCUGACAAAAAAUCGGAGCAGCGUCAUACGAUGACUUCUGCUAAGCCAUCGAUCUAUGAAAACGUCAGACCACCACCGAUCCUAACUUCAAAAAACGACUUCCAAAAUUGGGUAAAGUUUUACAUCAAGUUCUUACAAAAUUCCAAUCUGGGUGAUAUUCUUCCGACUGAAAACGGCAAAGCCUCACGUCAAAUGACGUAUCAAGAACAUACCUUUAUGUACAACACUUUUCAAAUGUUUGCUCCUUAUCAAUUCUUACCAACUUGGGUUAAAGAUAUUUUGACAACAGACUACACAGACAUCUUGAAGAUUCUUUCUAAAAGUAUUGAAAAAUCAAAAGACGAAAAUCAAGAUUUACAUGAUUUGAAUGCCAUUACUAAUCUGAAAUAUGACGGAAGUAUACCCGCAGACCAAUUCGAAAGCGUCGUUACAAAUCUUAUUGAAAGACUAAACAAGAACGGCCAUAACAUUACCGAAAAAUUAGGUUGUGCCCUCAUCAGACAAGGACUUUCUGGCAAAUAUGAAUCUUUACGUUUAGGACAUCGAUAUCAAAGAAAUACGACUAUUGCUGAGUUACUACUCGAUAUCGAAGACAUUUACACAGCACAGCAGGAAUUGAAAAUAAGCAGGCAUAAUGCUCCGAGACCUUAUAGUGAUAAUAAAAACACUACUCGUACAUAUCCAACUUCAAAUGAUGCUAGAGUUGUAACUCGCAAUUCUAAGACAACCAAUCAAAAGCCUAGGACAGCCAGAGUUCGUGACGUUGCUACAACCAAUUCCUUCAGAGAUCAUAGUUCGAACACCAAACAAACAUAUGAUAAUUCUUCUAGAGCUAAUGACGCCUCUUUUGACACUUUGAAUCUGUUUAUAAUUAGCAGUUUAGUAAGUUGUAAUAAUUAA